CCCUCUUAGCAAGGAAUCAUUAGUCUUUUCAGUUCCAAAGAAAAACCUUUAUUCAUCUUUUAAUUUCCUAUAAACAAGUUCUUUUUGUUUCUUGGUUGUUGUUGGUUUGUCAAAGCCACCCAUUACAUAAGGUUUCAAGAAGAAGUAUGUGUGGAGGUGCUGUCAUUUCUGAUUUCAUCUGGUCACUGAGACGACCUUCGUUUGCUGAGCCAGAUCCGAGUCAACUCGGCUACGAAGGCUCUGUCUCCAUCGAGAAGCGUACGGUCUGCUCAGUUGGUGGGGAGAAAAGAAAAGAUGGGAUUGAGAAGAAGAAAGGGAAGAAGAGAGAGAGGAAGAAUAUGUACAGAGGGAUAAGGCAGAGGCCAUGGGGCAAAUGGGCUGCUGAGAUUCGUGACCCGAGGAAAGGUGUUCGUGUCUGGCUUGGCACUUUCAAAACCGCAGAGGAAGCUGCUCGAGCCUACGACUCUGCAGCCAUUCAAAUCCGUGGCGGUAAAGCCAAGCUCAAUUUCCCAAACGACGAUUCCACCAGAAGAAACUGCAUCAUCAAGAAUAAAGAAGUAGGCGGUGGUCUGAUAAAUGCUAGCGAUGAUCAACAGUCUACUCCUCUGCUUCCUCCUCUGCUUAAAGAGGACAAGGAAAACCAAGAAGUCAAACAGCUGUCGGAGGAGCUGAUGGCUUACGAGGAUUACAUGAGUUUCUAUCAGAUUCCUUAUCUUGACGGCCAAUCUGCGACGGAAGAUGUUCCUCAACAAAUAAGCCUCAUUGGCAAUCUCUGGAGCUUCCAAGACAACAACAACAACUAGCAAUUAUAAAUUGCUUUUGCCUGGUUUAUUGUUCCCUUCGGAUUCAUCCAACCAUUUUGUUUCUUUUUUUUAAUCAUCACUCUUGUUGUUUUACAUUAACAAUUUUAAGUGUAAUAAAAUUAACAGUUAAAUGUUACUACUUUGUUUCGAUCA
Molecule: messenger RNA, 956 nt
Organism: Raphanus sativus (radish)
Lineage: Eukaryota; Viridiplantae; Streptophyta; Magnoliopsida; Brassicales; Brassicaceae
Product: ethylene-responsive transcription factor ERF071
Exons: 2
Coding region: 147-803 (218 amino acids)
Biological process (GO): ethylene-activated signaling pathway; regulation of DNA-templated transcription
Molecular function (GO): DNA binding; DNA-binding transcription factor activity
Source: RefSeq, a predicted model, not a curated record